Messenger RNA from Bipolaris sorokiniana ND90Pr, 2524 nucleotides. RefSeq lists its product as uncharacterized. NCBI's taxonomy places the organism in Eukaryota, Fungi, Ascomycota, Dothideomycetes, Pleosporales, Pleosporaceae. The coding region runs from base 443 to 2188 and encodes 581 amino acids. The record is from RefSeq and is a predicted model, not a curated record. Gene Ontology annotation, biological process: regulation of transcription by RNA polymerase II. The transcript has 3 exons. Gene Ontology annotation, cellular component: piccolo histone acetyltransferase complex.
GCCGGGGGAAAUGAAUAUUGAGAAUAGACAUCAUGUGUACAUUGCGUGCGGCAGGGAAAAAUAUUACAAGUGCAAUGACCAUGUAUUGCCAGCGUCCGGUGCUGUGAUUCGUCGGUCUCGCUUGCACCUCCUUGUCUCCCAAACCGCCCCCAGCGCAACCGCUUGAACACGCUCGACAUCGCCGCUCACUGAAACCUUUUCCAUCGCCAAACAGCACCUCACCACCACAUUUCAUCACUUCCGACGCGAUAGAUCGCAUGCUGUAGGCCGUGCGACAAUUUUGACACCGAUAUCCGCAAUAUUGCGACGCGUUGGUGGUUGCAACAGCUCUUGGGCGAGUGACUCACCUCUUUGCUGGUCCGCCCCGGGGCGCCAGGAUUUGCAUCGCACCCCAUACGGAGCCCAACCCAACCACGCAUCACGUGCAUAGCGACAAACAACAAUGACUGCUCGCGCAACAGGCCAGCGCUUUCGCCAGCGCAAGCUCUCUACAAAACAGAAUCUACCCGUUGUACGCGAAAGCGAGGUUGAACAGCUUGCCGAUGACGAUGCCUCCCGCCACAUUCCCAAGGUCGAGACGGGUGUUGAGAAGGGCGAGGAGAUUGAACACCAUUUGCAGGCCGUCAUCUCUGCCGCCCAGGCAGCAGCACAAGGCGCAGCUGGCGGGAAGAUUGCUCAGCUCUACAUCCCAACUCCAGAUGCCGUUGCUAGUAAUCUGCAGUAUGAAGAUCUGUAUCCCAAGCGCUUCACGCAACCUGCCACUUACAUCCGGUUCUCAUCUACUGUUGAGGAUACGUCUGGCUGCCCAUACUGCAUGACCAGUGAUGAUGUCGCCUUCCUCAAGUCUUACAACCAGAAAAGGAGUAAGAACGACCAAUGUUCAGAAGACGAGUUUGAAGAGAUCAUCUACUUCUUUGAGGAAACUACCUCGACAAAGCAGCCUUUCGCAGCUGUCGAUAACCCACCUGUACUUGCUUAUGAAGAGCUCGAGGCCGAGUUCGAUGAGACUAUCAGUGAAUCUGCACGCCGGUUUGCCAAGGAUGUUUACGAGCAUUGGAGGAAUCAGCGGCUGCUAAGAGGCAACCGCCCGCUUAUGCCAUCGUUGAAGUUCGAGACCAACCUCGAGACCGAUGACGCUGAUCCAUACGUGUGUUUCCGGCGUCGUGAGGUGCGACAGGUCCGCAAGACGCGUGGCCGUGAUGCUCAAGUGACAGAGAAACUGAAGAAGCUAAGGAAGGAAUUGGAAGAGGCUCGCUUGUUGAUGUCGCAAGUCAAACGACGAGAAGCGAUGAUCAGAGAGCAACUUGCCACUGACAAACUGAUCUUUGAACAGCGCCACGCCGUCAAGGAACUCAAGCGCAGACUCAGCAUCAAGGGUGAUGACGAUGACUUACUCAUCACGCAGAAGCCCGCCCCCAAGCCCAAGAGAACUGUUGACGUCGAGCGGCAACGCCAGACGUUGCCAGGCAUGAAGCCCCCGAACACACGUCCCGAUGGGCGUCUUGUGGAUGGCGACAUUGUCUAUCUCGAAGAGCAACAGGCUAAGCGCACUGAGGCAAUUGACAGUUUCAUCGAAGACAAUCUGGUCAAGCACCAGAAAUGGAACGUUGGUUGGGUCGAUGCAACGUGGCGACCCAUUACGCCGCCUUUGGAGCCGGCUGCUGCGAAGUCUGAUUUCCGUACCGUCUUUACAGAAAGUCAGCUUCCUACGCCCCCUGCCUCUGUUUCUGAUGGAGAGGGCGCUGAUGCCACAGCAGUGGCGCCGUUGAGCAAGCAACAGGAUCCCCAAAGAACCGCGCGAAUACGCUUCGCUACGCCGCCAGAAGAUGUACCGUUCCACGAUCAGUCUCGCUUCCGUCGGCGGAUCGGGCGAGGUGGGCGAAUGAUGAUUGACCGGCGAGGCGUCAAGCGCCAGAAGAUGGAGAAAUAUGAUGACCGUCUGGCUGACCGAUGGCGGUUCGCUGGUGAUAGUAGUGAAGACGAUGAAACAUAUCCCGUUGAUUGGACGGAUAACCUACACAUCAGAUACCGUAUCAUGAUUGAGCGACAGGGUGAGAAGGCCGCUCAACAACCUCCACCAGGUCCAAGUCGUCGGCCAAUUGAGAACCAUAAUCGAUCUGCGUCGGGACAUCUUCUUCCUCCUACCCCUACCACUGCCCAUGCUGCCAAUGCCGCAGCAGGGAGGUGAUUCCUUCUCUCAGCUUCUUCUAUUCUUUGUCUAGCGCUUUGACUUAUAGGAUGGAUUCGGUGCAGGUUUGUCGACAAGUUAUACCCUUUGUUUUUAUUCGCAGUAGGAUCCAAAGAUCUCCCAAGUUAUGUACACUAGCUCCACAGGUGAGGGAGCAAGGUUGGUGGAUGAACGUACAGGCGCCGCGGGUGUAGGGUAUGCCUAAAUCGGAGGACAGGUUAGCAGUGGAUUUCUUGGAUAUGAUAUUCAGAUGCUUCUGCAGAAUGUUGCGAGAACCUUGCACGGCGGAUGUUUCCAGAAAGAAAAGAAAACUUACCAAAGCAUAUUGCUACCUUG